This is a messenger RNA of Cephus cinctus (wheat stem sawfly), 9894 nucleotides long. RefSeq lists its product as uncharacterized. The transcript is spliced from 13 exons. NCBI's taxonomy places the organism in Eukaryota, Metazoa, Arthropoda, Insecta, Hymenoptera, Cephidae. Gene Ontology annotation, cellular component: endoplasmic reticulum. The coding region runs from base 317 to 7267 and encodes 2316 amino acids. The record is from RefSeq and is a predicted model, not a curated record.
GGGACAUGUUAAAGUCUCUCAAUAGUUGAAAGCCUUGCCGUCGUGGCAACAGUGGUGAUGGUGAUUGUGGUGGUGAUUAAGUUCUUGAUAAUGAGGAUGGUUUACUAUAAUUAGAAACCGAGUGAACUUUAUGGAGCUUUCAUUGCGGUAACCUAAAAGAGAAAGGAAUUAUGAGAAACACUAUUUUGCACGAAGAGAAAAAAUAUAUCAUUUUCGACUUACCUUAACACGUGUUACGAUAAGAACAAUGAUGAAGUGAUACCAUGCUACUUUUUCUCAACGUGUCAUAAUACGCAGGUGUGAAAAAUAUUUCGUGAUGAAUCCUAAUAAAAAUACCCAAAUAUCAUCCACGUCUCAAUGGAUUCAAAACUCAAUGGUAAACUUUAAUCUCACUCUCGUUCCCCGUAAUGGCAUAAUGAAUUUUAACGUAAUUCCGACAAAGGGACAUCCGGACGUGAGUUAUCGCGUGAAGUGCGUAAACGUCGAGAGCGAACGUGUUUUUCGUGACAUAUCAAUCACGCAGCAGUCAUCGAACAGGACGCAAAAUGUCGAUGUCUGUGAAAAUUUAUUUCCAACAGCACGCAAGAGAAGUAUGCGUAAUUUAAUAAGACAGACAUUCGAUACUCCAGAUUUUAUGGAAUUGAAUAAGAAGCCUAUACGUCGAGUGGAUAAGAAUGAUCAAGUCAAUUCCGAUAUUGUAAUAGAUAAAGGAUUUAGGUCAAAAUACGAGAAUCGUAAUUUACCUGUAGUAAAUUCCAGUAACAAGUUGGGAGAGGAUACAAGAAUUUUGAGAGGUUAUAAGGAGUAUCCUCAACCAUUGGUGAAGACUACGAAGAAUAACGAAGUGAUGAUCAUAUCCCUAGUUGAUCAGUUACUGAUGGACAUUUAUGGUCUUCACGGUAGCGAGAAAGGACGCUCGGGAAGUGAGUCGACGGCUUCGUCCUUCACAGCUAAACCUUGCCAUCCUCACUUGCAAAGAGCACGUCUCUUGUUGAAACAUGAAACGGAACUACGUAUCUUGGUGAGAAUUUUGCAAGGACACGUCAACCAUGCCGGAGGAUUACUGAUACGACAGCUGCGUCGACGAGAUUAUCUUCUUGCAAAGCGCGACAAGCUAUACGACGUCAUAACGGCUCAUCUUCAGGCGCGCAGUGAAAAAAGAAAUGAAGAUACGAGGAUGAAAUUUAGCGUGGUCCCUCAGCCAGGAGAGAGUGGUUUCACGCAAUGGCUAGAUGCCAUGAAAAUGGUGGGUCGACUUCCGGGUGGCAUACCGCCAGAAUUCCGAAAAAGGUUAUGGCUGAUACUGGCGGAACGCCACCUGGAGCAACGUGGAGUGGAUUGGAGACAGGCUGAAAAAGUCUGUUUUAACGAGUGGAGUAAUCCUGACGAUGAGGAACUUGGGAUACAGAUCGUAAAGGAUCUACAUAGGACUGGCUGCAGUCUAUUUUGCGGCGCUGCUGGUAGAGAUAAUCAGGCUGUGCUACGUCGAGUACUUCUUGGCUUCGCUCGUUGGAAUAAAUCCGUGGGUUACUGCCAAGGCCUAAAUGUCCUGGCCGCCCUGGUUCUGCAAGUAAUGGACCGCGCGGAAUCGUCUGCCGUUAAAGUCAUGAUCUAUCUGAUAGAGGGCGUCUUACCUGAGGGCUACUUUGCUGAUAAUCUACGUGGGCUCUCCGUGGACAUGGCAGUAUUUCGUGAUCUUCUUCGUAUGAGGUUGCCAAAGCUAUCACGACACCUGGAAGCUCUGCAGAGUGAUGCAAAGGAUAAGGCAACUGGUAGCAGCUACGAGCCACCUUUGACGAACGUGUUUACAAUGCAAUGGUUUCUCACUCUUUUCUGCCACUGUUUACCCCAGGAAGCAGUACUUCGGGUUUGGGACUUGAUAUUUCUGGAAGGAGAUGAAGUCUUGCUGAGAACUGCUCUCGCCAUUUGGGAAGGACUGGCCGACCGGAUCAUGACUGUCACUUCUGCUGAUGAAUUUUACAGUAUCAUGGGCGUUCUCACGAGAGAGAUGCUGGAAUUCACUGAUACGAACAAUCUAGUAAAGGCUAUAGUCAGCACGGGACCGUUGUCAGGACUGACUAACCUUAGAGAAAAACAUCGAUAUAAUAUUACACCGUGGGCACGAAGAUUGAGCGAUGAUGAUGAAACUGACACAGAGGAGGAAGAAAGAUUGGCAGUAGCUGCAGCCAUGUUCGGCUUGCAACGAUCAAAAAAAGAUCGUGCUUCGUCAUCUAUAGGACCGUUACAGGCAGUGGUAUCUUCCGGCGGUGAUAGAGAAAGAUUAGCCCUGGACAUCAGUACACUGAAGCAACAAUACGCAAAACUACGAGAGCGUCAACGUCAAGCGCACAUAAUACUUUCCGCUGCCUGUGCCAGACAGUCCAUGGUGUCUGCAUCGACAUCCCAAGCAAUGAAUCAUCUUCUGGUAGGCAAGAGUGCUCUGGUCAGUGGUAAAAAUCGCCAAUUGGGUCCUCCACCUGGUGCAAUACCUCCGAAGCCAAAGCACAUGAGCACCCUUAAUAGUCCAAGAAGUCAGAAUCGCAAGGACAAGCAGGGUGUGACUUUGCACUGGAAAGACACAAAGAAGCGGAAAGAGAGCAAGGAUGAACCACCGGAUGUUGCCGAGGCUAUUACGUCGUUAGCGGUAUCUCCCGAGGAAAUGCACGUGAGCGUGUUAUCCCCGAAGCGUGGCAGCAUUGACAGUGACAGUGACAGUACGUCAACGGAACUCUGUGAUGAACCUGAUAAACUGAGUGAUGUUGACAGCGAGGAGCCAACUUCAACAUCUGAUUGCUACGUUAUGGCAACGGAUGAUGAGAAGAGUCCUCGUGCUGGAAAUUCACCAGGUUCGACAAAUCCACUUCCUCGAUAUCUUACGGAGGAUAAGAGUACGGCGAAGAUCUUUGAAGAAUUAAAGGUUGAGAAGGAUACGAAGUUUCCUGGGUCAGAAGAUCAUGCUGACGGCUCAUCGGAGAUCAAAGGAAAUUCUGUUGCUGAGAUUAUCGAUCGAAUUCGAGAAUUAUCAGUCGAUAAUGAAGCUAACGCCAGCAGCUCUCAUGGCAACAAUGAAUCUAAGAAUGACGUAACGGUGCAUGACUUUCGGAUGGAUGAAGAGUUUAAAUGUGAUUCUGAAAAACCGAAAGAAGCCGCCAUGAAUAUUACCUCCUUCACCGCCAGAGAUAGUGAGUCUCAGACGAAGAACAGAGCCGUAAAUAAAAAGUCAGGGAUACUGGAUAAAUACGAGUUUUUAAAUGUAACCGAUAGUAUGAAUGUUCCUAAUGUCGGAGCUACGAUAGAAGAUAGUAAAGUUCCGCUUUCAGGUGCAUUUAUCACGGUUAAAGAAGAAAGUGUAGCUUCUGAUAUUAGGGAUAAAGACUCUUUCACGGUUGACGUUGGUUCCUUUGGCGAUCGGAAUUCUGAUCGAUUUGAUGGUGCAAGAAAUAUUGAAUACGAUAAGAGCUCUGAAACAUUUUUUGAAAUUGCCAACCCCUUGGCUAAUUCGGAUUUUGAUAAGAAGCUAGUAUCAAAUUUACAAGUCCAACGUUUUGACAGCUUGCUAGAUUACAACAGCAGUACAGUCGAAUCAAAGGAUUCGAGCACCGUCGAUUCCUCCGUAAUGGAUAAACUAGACUCCGUAUCCAUAAAAUUACCGCUUUAUUCUAAAUCAUACGUUGUCGGACAUCUUCCAAUUUCUCCGAUAACCGUAGAUCAAAAGUUUAAUAAAUUAAAGGAAGUCGUACAGCCUGCAGAUGAUUUCGUUUUAACUAACAUUAGAGAAGAAUUAUCAAUUAAUGUGCUAGAGGGCAGUAGCACCUUUGACACCAGAAAAGACAGUACAUCCUUCGUUACGAACAGUAAGAUUUCCAAUCCAUCUGGAAAGCCGUAUUAUGAUGGUAAACAUAGUCCUAAAACACCAGAAAGUGGAAAAUCCUACAGUUCAGGGGAAACUAUGGGUCCUGAUUCAAAAACCUCAAGUCUCGCGGCAAGUCCCAGAACGCCACAUAAGUCAGAAUCUCGUGAAUUUCAUGUUGAGAAGUCUGGCUGCUCUUCAGUGAGUUCCGAGUCGAAAACAUUGACUCACCAUUCGAUUGAGUCUGACGAUACGAGUAUUCGUGUUCGAUUGGAGCCAAAGAAGGGUUCCCUUGAAAAGUCAAGUCCAUCAACACCAAUGAGUAGCGACUCAUUGAAGAACAAAUCAGAGGUGAGUUCCAAGUUCAUAGUGAGCAGCUCAAGUGACUCAUGCAGUCCUGAAAGAAAAAAGUCCUCCGAAAGGUCAUUCAGUUCGGAACUCCAAUCGCCGAUAAGCGCCAAUUCCAUAAAAUACACGACGAGCUACAAGGGCGCUCAGGAUAACUUAUCGGACUCCUCUAUUGAUUUGUGCUCGGCUACUUCACCAUUCUAUCCGAUUGCUCAUCCCAAUCAGAAGACUCCUUCUCCUUACAGCGUCUCCAAGCAGAAGAGCAGUACAGAAAGCACAGAAACUUCACCAGAGCAGAAAUCCACGGGCUCAAAGGAUUCUGUGAAAUUGUCAAAGCACAGAUCAGGAGAAAAGGGCAUCGAAUCUUCCAUGCCUGGUGGGGAUGCCGAGAGGAUUUUCAAGGAGAACAACGACUACCUCAGGACUGGCGAGGGUUCGAUGUGCAAAGAGGACUUCGAUUCGGUGCUAUUGUCGUCUAGACUGAAAUUGAAAAGCGACAAGAGUGUCGAUAGUACCUUUGAUCAAGAGCACAGCGAGAGUUAUAAUCGCAAGAGAAGAAAGUUCGGUGACGAAGAGUCUGAGCUUUUGGAUAGAUUUCCAGAGAAGGAUACAGUCUCACCAUUACCGCGAGAUACGUCAAGUAUCCGCAGUCUUUUUGGAGACAAAGGAAGAGGAAGAAGCUUCCCCGAAGGCAGCAGGUCCGAUAGAGAAUACAGCUAUGGCGGGAAAGAAUAUUUGAAAUCGUUUGAACGUAGCAGCAGUAGCUUAGACAAGAGAUUCGCAGAUCUAAAGUUGUCCGCAUCAGCAAAUGAAUUCGAUACUAAUGUCGCCAAGAAACGUUGCAGUGAUAUCCUCGAGGACCUGCGACACCUGGAGGCGAAGAAUUCAGCAGAUGGGACGGGCGAGACAGGCUUAUUGACCAAGAAAACUAGUUAUAUUAUGGAGGACCUGAAGAGUCUGGAAGCGAGACGUCAGGAUACCUUUAGUGAUUCCGCUAGCGGAUUAUCAAAGGGCCGACUGGCUGACCUCAGUGUAAAUAUUAUAGACGAUGCAAGAAAGUCAUACGUGGUUCAGCCGAAGAUCCAUAUAGAUGAGAGUAGCGACAGUAUUUUGCAGAGUUUGACAAGGAGCAAAGGUGCCAAUGAGAUUGACGACGAUCGUGAAUCGAAGCUGGGUGUUUGGACGAAAGUGAAGCCUCGCAAGAAGAGCGACAACGGUCGUAGAAGCAGUGACAGAGCCUUAAAGAUAAUACAAGAGAACUCGGCGAUCCUUCACAAAAUUCUCACCUGUCAGGCAAAAAAGCGCCUACCGGAUCUCGAGGAGAUAUCCAAAGAGAUAACGAUCAGUCCGAUAAAUGAAGAAAUAUCGAAGAUAUUCAGUCCGAUCCUUGAGAAGAUCGGGCUCAACGAGGACGAGAUAAAUGAAGAAUUGGCGCGAAUAAAUUUCAAGGACUUUGAUCAAAUGACAGUGACAAGCGGUUCGGAAUUUGAUGCGAAGAUCAAUGACGAAUUAUCGAAAUUAUCUCUUAUAGAUGAUACCGAAGAAAUUGAUCAUCUGGUUGUAGACGAGAUACUUUCUCGAGACUAUUUAGACACUAGGGAGGCUCUGAUCGAUCGUCAAAUAAACGAAGAACUGUCGAAAUUACUCGCAAAUUACGAAGAGUGUUCGUCGGCGACUAUUAGCUGUCGUGAAAAAGGCUCGUCCAGCCAGAAUGCAAGCGAAGUAGAAGGGUUAGAUCUUUCCAGCAUAUCGACCAAUGUCUUUUCUCACAAGUCAUCCGAUGAUUCAAUAGAGACGAGGAGUGAAUUAGGAUCGGUACAAGAGAUUAACGUUAAAGCGGAUAAAUUUUAUCAGUACACAGAAAAUGUAUUACCAUACACACCAACGAAAUAUAACUUACGUGAUAUUUCGUCAAAAAGCGACAUCGAUAUUUACCAAGAGUUGGAAAAACUUGAUAAAAUAUCAUCCGCUCAAAUUGUACCGACCGCGUCUACUGUCAUUUCUCCAAAAGCAUUGUCGCCACCGUUUUCAACCGAUUGUCCUUCAUAUGCUGAUGUUAAAUCGUCGGCUUUAGAUUAUUCGGUCAGAUCUGAAAAACCAUUCGAUUCGUCGUCGUUGAAGAGUCCUUACGACAGUUAUAAGCCAUACGAUUUCAAGUCCAGAAUAUCGCCUAGAAAAACACCAAGCAAUCCAUACUCCGUACGUUCCUAUGAAAAAUCAGCAUUUGAAAUUACCGAUCAAAAGCCGAUUUCUUCGUCGCGAAAUUAUGAUCUACCGUCAACAAGGUCGAUUCUAUCGAAGGAAACGUUAGAAUUUCGCGUGCGGUAUGACGACGAACCGAGCCAACAGGUCCACGAGGAUGACCUGACCUUAAGGCCUUAUCAGACAGAUUUGGUGGAGCUUGACAAGGGAGCUUCCUAUUAUGAGAAUAAACCAAUCACACCAACGAGUUAUAUUCCUAAGGAGGAAUUACUUAUAGAUUCAGGCAUUCCCAUGAAAAUGGAGUACGAGAAAUACAUUUACGAUAAAUUAGAUUCGAUUCCCAGGAGCCACGAGACGAUCACUUCGAAGGAACUUUUCUACGCGAAGACACCGGAAUUCGAGAGACAGCCUUACAUGUUUCCGCUUACGGAACAUGCCACGGAUUAUGGAAAUUUAAACGUACGAAGACGGGAGUCCCAUUCUUUGUCGCCGAAUCAUCAGUUUGCCGAUAGAAAAUUAACGUUACCUAUGGAUCCGCGUAUUUCGACGCUAUCGCCCAGUCUCGAGGACGUGACGAAACGUCCAGUUUCACAUCCAGAAUUUCCGGACAAGUUGAGUCUCUCAAAGUUUACUGAUCUACCGUCAGAGGAACCAAGUAGUAGCAGAAAGUCAUCCUUGAGUCUUGGUAAUAUAGGACAUGUCAGUAGAAUACCUACACAAGCCUACGACACGUCGCCCAGCAUGAAAACGCAAUUUAGUCCUUUCCCUGUCAGCAGAAACACUGUUAGAAAACCCAAGGAAUUGGGACUGAAAUUGGGCCUUUAUUCACCUACCAGCUCCGGUGUUGGUCCUUUAAAGCGGUCAUAGCGUCCUUUACACUUUAACAAUAAGACGGACGAGUCGGUCGAAUAACGUUUAGCUUUCUUAGGUGAAGCGUCGGUUGAUACUUUACAUUGACAUCGUUUCUAGCGACUAAAAUGAACGUCGCUCAUCCUUCCAAUUAAAGUUACAACUCCUACUUGUAUACAUACAUACUCGCGUAACAAAUUAAACUCGUACACGUUAUAAUAUUUUACGUAUAUUGUAAUGGAACAUUUAAACUCUUAUUAGGGUUAACAAAGUGGGCCUAAACUAUAUUGUUACUGAAUGCUCUAUGCUCAUCGGUCUGUUCUAAUGGUUUCUAAUGAUGUAAUUACAUAUGUAUAAAUGAGAAUCCUCGCGGUGUCUGCGUGGCGCGAAAUUCAAAUGUACAAGCUCGUGCGAUGCAGAUCCUGCUCGCAGGAUGCAAUCGUGGCUCGAUGGCUUGAAAGUGCAUAGAAUAUAUUUAAGGCGAUGUAUAACUUUAUUUUGGAUUAUAGGAUGAAUGACGAUAAGUGUUUAUCGAUGAAAGUGGAACUUGUGGAAUGAAAUAUUACUUCAAAGAUAAGUAAUUUAUCAAUAAUUAUCUGUGUACCUACCUGUGUAUAAUAUUCGAGGAGAGGCCUAUUGUUGAUUCCGUAUUGCCAAAAUUACGUGAUCCAGUCCCUUAAUCCAGUGGCGUCAAUUUGUAGCUUCGAGUCAGUAAUUAGAAACUGCGCAAACUAUUGUCUGUGAAUAAUGAUAACGCACUGAAGAAUUCUUAUCAGUUUCGGCGAUUUUAGACCGAUCCACAGAAAUCUCUUUUAGAGGACACAGAUUCUAGGGACGUUAAAUGUAGAAAGUAUUUAUACAGGUGCUUUAGCAGAAAAUAGUAUAAUUAGGAUAUAUACUUUUGAGGCUAACAAUCAUCAUUAUGAGUUGCAUCUUAUUGCAACGUGUCUUUGAUAUUUCGUUGAAUCUAUUUCUUUGCUGACCUCAAUUACAAUGUUAAUCUGUUGAUUAUUUUUCUUAUGGCUCAGCAAUCUUGUUAUAUGUUGUUGGCAAUGCGCUUUCAGUUUUAAAUUAAAAUAUAUGCCUCUUUCUGCGCUUUACCCUCCUCUAUUCAAAGCAUUAAGCAAAAGAGAAACUUUCACGUCUUUUAGGUUCACUUUGUUCAACUAUUUUCUGAGCAUAUUAUUGACAAUAUACGUACACUUACAAUUACCGUGUCGUUCACUAAUUUUCGUCACCGCGAUGAUAUUGGAAAUUAUCAUAAUCUGUGGCGACACGCGGUUGUAGAACGUUCGAUACUGUUAUGAAUAUAACAAGAUGGAAAAAACUUGAAAAUGAGUGUCUCUAGUUUUAACGGAUUUGAGAUCUGACAAAUCAUUAAAGGAUCUGUAGGAUUUUUGCGCGAGACGAAUAUAUUCUGUUUUCUCGGCUGAAUGAAUGGAUAUGUAAAAUUGUUGAAGGGCGCUUAAUUCGUGAGUUCUCUGUACAUACGUAGUUACCGGCGCGAAUCACAUCCCGACAUAAGACUGUAUAUUUGAAAAUCAUAAUAUUGUAAGAAAUUAAAAGAAAAAGAUACACAAUAAAGAUAUUGACACGUAUAACAUUUGUGCAGCCUAAAUUUUUUAAAAUUAUUAUUUAUUAAUAUUCAUUUAUUCGGUUACGAGAUCAGAACAAUACUUUAGUAUGUUGAUACAGUUCAAUGUGAUAAGAAAAUAAUUUUCUUUAUGUUACUAAGGUAUAACACUAUUUGUAGGAAUGAACAUUACUUACCGUCGGACUCUAAUUGACGUUUAUUACAAAAAUAUGUAUUUUUGAACAUACAUCAAGAAAGACGUACGAAACAAUUUUUGCACACAGGCUAUCAGUAAUAUUUUAUUUUAAUGGAAUAACGUAAUUUUUCAAUUUUCUUGGAAAAAGUAGUAUUAAUCCGUAAAAGCGGAUUUUAUUCAAUUGCUUCAGUCAAUCCUUUUACCUUUCGGCUUGCUAUAUCUAUUAAUAACUUUCUUACAGAUCAGAAUCGUCAUAUAGAUAAAAAUCAUCUUCGUAGUUCCGAUUCUCCUGAAGUAUUGUCUUUACGUGAGCUGUUCUCUCGUGGGAAAUAACGUUGAAAAGAUAUAACUCGAUUGCAUCCGUCCGCCUUUUGAAAAUCCAUACGGUAAAUUAUGUCGCGUACACAAUAUUAAAUAUAAUUGAUAAAUCAGCAAGCAGAUAAAAGCUAUGAAAUAACGUGCGAUCUCACAAAAGUUAUAACCUCCUAGAUUAACCUGCACUGAUGACCUCAAGAAAUUUAAUCAAGUUUCACGUCCCGACCUCUUCGCAUAUACCACUUCACUUACCUGCCUUAUUCCCUUCGGCAUGGUAAACUAGACAAGAGUUCGCCAAAUAUAUUCAGACGAAUCUCUUAAAUCCGCCGGUGCAUUCUUUGCCGGCGCGUAUUUCAUUUUGACACGACGUACAUGAGGAGUAUGGUGGUGCAUGAAGAAAGAAGAAAAAUAGCAAGUUUUAUUAAGAAAAUUUAAUCCGCACGAAUAUUUGCCAGAUAUCGUAUCUUAGUAUCUUAAAUUUUCAUGAACGUAGAUUGAACAUUUCCGUAAUAAAAAUACGAUCCUACGAAUAGAAAUUAAAAGGAACAUAAAGGAUUGAAA